Diceros bicornis minor is the source of this 991-nucleotide messenger RNA. It is a transcript of the gene TCEAL4, whose product is annotated as transcription elongation factor A like 4. Lineage: Eukaryota; Metazoa; Chordata; Mammalia; Perissodactyla; Rhinocerotidae. The transcript has 3 exons. The coding region runs from base 193 to 810 and encodes 205 amino acids. The record is from RefSeq and is a predicted model, not a curated record.
UGUGGGCACCAGUCCGGGUGCCCGCCCUGCCUCCCCGCCGUCCGACCCGGAGCUGUCUGCGAGCUCCUAAUUGUUGCUCCAGGUUCUUUCAGGUCUGCGCGUCUGCUGUUCUCAGCACUCUGCUAGGCUAGAAAAGGAAGAGGAAGCUGUCCAGAAUUCCCGCAGGACAGGAAAAGGAGGGGAAAUCUCAACAUGGAAAAACUCUGCAAUGAAAGUGAAGAAAUGCCUGAGAACCAAGGAAAGAUGGAAAAAAAAGAACAGCCACUGGAUACGGGAAAGCCGGAAGUAGCUUGUAGUCUGGAAGACAAGGAAAAGUUAGAAAAGGAGAGAAAGACAGAUCACAAGGGAAAGACAGAAGAUGAGGAAAUACUAAAGGAUAAGGAAAAGCAAGAGAGUGAGGCAAAGCCAAAAGAAGAAGGAAAAGCAGAGAGCCAGAGAAAGGCAGAGAGCCAGGGAAAGCCAAAAGAAGAAGGACAGCCAGUCAGCGAACCAAGGGCUGCAGGAAAGCGCCCAGCUGGGGAUGAUGUACCCAGGAAAGCCAAAAGAAAAACCAACAAGGGGCUGGCUCAGUGCCUCAAGGAAUAUAAGGAGGCCAUACACGAUAUGCAUUUGAGCAAUGAGGAGAUGAUAAGAGAAUUUGACGAGAUGGCUAGGGUGGAGGAUGAGGUGAAGAAAACCAGACAGAAAUUGGGGGGGUUUAUGUGGAUGCAAAAAAGCUUACAAGACCCCUUCCACCCGAGGGGUCCAAGGGAACUCAGGGGUGGCUGCAGGGCCCCACAAAGGGGCUUUGAAGACAUUCCUUUUGUGUAGUGCCCUGGCCGGUACGUGCCAGGCCCUGUGCUUUAACCUUAGGCUGAUGCUUUACUUUAGGUGUCACUCUUGUUACCCAACUGCAGCCCUCUAUGUUUCAGUAGCAGAUUUUCAUCCAUUGCAUGGCAAAAUGUUUAUGGUGCAUUGUAAAAUUAAAAAGAAAACAGUUUGCAGAACCAUA